This is a messenger RNA of Mesorhabditis belari, 972 nucleotides long. The record is from the annotation of a GenBank genome assembly. NCBI's taxonomy places the organism in Eukaryota, Metazoa, Nematoda, Chromadorea, Rhabditida, Rhabditidae.
AUGACAUACAACUUCGCCGUCUCGGGCGUCCUUCUCGCCGUCGUCGGUGUGAUCGGUCUCUUCGGUAACAUUCUCGUCGUCACUGUUUACCUCUCUCGUCAUCACCGCAUCCAUUCAACUUCCAUCUAUUUGGCUUCUCUUGCGCUCUCCGAUUUCUUUCUCAUCAUCACCGCUAUGUUUCUCUUUGUACUCGAAGCGUGGAGGCAUCAUAAUUAUCCAUUACUUGCUUGGCUCUACACAACGGGCGCUCCAUUGAUUUUUCCGUUGGCAGCUGUUUUCCAGACCUCUUCCGUAUAUUUAUGCGUGGCAGCAGCUGUGGAUUGCUUUAUCACAGUGGUUUUGCCAGCCUCUGUCAAACAAUUGUACUGUACACCGAGAAGAGCCAGAAUCACCGUUUUUUGGAUAAUGAAUUUCUGUAUUGUUUACAAUAUUCCGCACGCUUUGGAGAUUGAAAAGGUUGCUUGCAUUAUGGACUCUGGACAGAUCAGCUCUCAAAUUUGUCCAACCGAUAUCCGAAAGAAUCCAGCUUAUUACACGAUUUAUUACACAUAUAUGUACACAACAUUUCUCGCCGUUGGACCGUUGAUUCUUCUGAUAUUGCUCAAUAUUUGCGUUGUUUACACAGUGGUCACAAGUGAGGUUGAUAAUGGAGAAGAAUCUGAUACCGUCAGCUUGAUCCUUGUCGUUUUCUUCUUCAUCUUUUGCAACUUCACUGCCCUACUCGUCAACUUUUUAGAGUUGAUAUUACCGUUAACGUUUGGUGAACUUUUGGUUUAUCUUGUCGAUCUAUCCAAUCUACUAAUUGUUAUCAAUGCCACCGCCAAUUUCUUUUGCUAUUUAUUCUUUGGUGCUGCGUUUAGACGAACUCUUCUCUCAUUUUUCUCUCGUUCCACCACUUCAAAGCACAAAACCCAGGAGUUAAUCUGGCAAUCGAAUGGAACCUCAAAAAUCCCUGAGAAUCUCACUCUACUU